Molecule: messenger RNA, 1731 nt
Organism: Hyposmocoma kahamanoa
Lineage: Eukaryota; Metazoa; Arthropoda; Insecta; Lepidoptera; Cosmopterigidae
Product: sodium-independent sulfate anion transporter-like
Exons: 3
Coding region: 1-1731 (576 amino acids)
Biological process (GO): transmembrane transport
Cellular component (GO): membrane
Molecular function (GO): sulfate transmembrane transporter activity
Source: RefSeq, a predicted model, not a curated record
AUGAAGAAAAAAUUGCCAAUAGUUGAAUGGUUACCGCAAUACAACGUUACGACUCUUAUACAAGAUAUUAUUGCUGGAAUCACUGUCGGUUUGACGGCUAUACCUCAAGGGAUUGCAUAUGCUGUCGUAGCAGGACUAUCACCCGAAUAUGGACUGUAUGCAGGUUUGCUGGGAGGUUUCGUAUAUUUAUUCUUCGGUAGCUGUAAAGAUAUUACAAUUGGACCAACAGCAAUAGUAUCUACAAUGACCGCAAAAUAUGUUACUGAAUAUUCAUCUGAUUUUGCAGUAUUAGCAGCCUUUUUAUCUGGCUUAGUAGAAUUAGCUAUGGGAGUUUUACAUCUUGGUUUUAUUCUGGAAUUCAUAUCACAACCUGUUAUUACUGGAUUUACGAAUGCUGCCGCUCUUCAAAUUGCAUCGUCUCAACUUAAAGCGCUACUGGGAUUAAAUGGAUCAGCCGGGCACGUUUUCUACGAAUCUAUUAUUAAUUUUUUCCAAAAUAUAACAACUGUACAACUUUGGGACUCUGUUCUUGGAAUCACUACGAUUAUCACCCUAUUUCUUCUUAAAAGUUUGGGAAAAGGAUGUACUCGAACCGACGGUUUCACAAAAUGUUUGAAAUGGUUUAUUUCAUUAGGUCGAAACGCUAUUGUUGUUAUUUUGGGCAUCAUUAUUGCUUAUUCCUUAAAAGCAUCUAAAGGUACUGAACCUUUUACUUUGAUAGGAGACAUAGGCAGUGGAUUACCAUCAAUUCGACUGCCACCAUUUAGUACUACAGUUGGAAAUGAAACCUAUACCUUUACAGAUAUGAUACAAGUAUUGGGACCACAAUCGAUAGUUUUACCUUUAGUAUCAAUAUUAGAAUCUGUAGCUAUAGCUAAAGCUUUUGCAGGAAAUAGGCCAGUUGAUGCAACGCAGGAAAUGAUGGCCAUAGGGCUUUGCAAUAUUGUUGGAUCAUUCAUAAGAAGCAUGCCUGUAACUGGUUCGUUUACUAGAACAGCAAUAAAUCAUGCUUCAGGUGUGCAAACUCCAGCUGGAGGUAUAUUCACGGGCUUAUUAAUUUUGUUAGCAUUAAGUCUUUUGACUUCAACAUUUUAUUAUAUUCCAAAAGCAACUUUGGCAGGUUUGAUUAUUACAGCCAUGUUUUCAAUGAUGGAAUAUACUAUAUUUAUUAGACUUUGGAAGAAUAGUAAAAGAGAACUUGUUGUUUUGACAACAACUAUCACAGUUAGCCUCAUAGUAGGUUUGGAGUAUGGUAUUAUUACAGGAAUAUUAUUCGAAGCCAUUAUGUUGUUGUACGGAAAUUCUAGACCGAAACGUAAAUAUGCACGAUGGCUCUAUAGACGGCAGUACGGGUAUUACCCAUACCUGUAUCCAUCAUACUUCGUUGCGGGCAUGGUGGGAUUAGACACUUUGUCUCGUAGGCGUAAGAUGCUUCUACUGGCUCACUACAUUGCUGCGUUUCAUCAUAAGGUGGAUAAUAACAUUAUGUCCAAGGUAGACUUGCUGGUACCUGUGCGUGUGCCUUGGGGUGAUGAGGGUGCAGUGGCGCCGCGCCGUAGGCCGCGGCUUUUACACAAGCCCGUCACUCGCACGGAUCCUGUCCGGCUUAACGAGAAGCUAGACGUCCUAGGAACUGUAGUUAGACCUAAACUGAUAGUUGACUUUGAACAAGAUUGGACAGCUGUACUGAAAUGUCCUGGAUUUGAUAUGACGGUUGCUUUGAGCGACUGA